Molecule: messenger RNA, 3408 nt
Organism: Mytilus trossulus (common blue mussel)
Lineage: Eukaryota; Metazoa; Mollusca; Bivalvia; Mytilida; Mytilidae
Product: cell division cycle protein 20 homolog
Exons: 10
Coding region: 163-1740 (525 amino acids)
Biological process (GO): positive regulation of anaphase-promoting complex-dependent catabolic process; anaphase-promoting complex-dependent catabolic process; positive regulation of ubiquitin protein ligase activity
Cellular component (GO): anaphase-promoting complex
Molecular function (GO): ubiquitin ligase activator activity; protein binding; anaphase-promoting complex binding
Source: RefSeq, a predicted model, not a curated record
CGGACCAAUUACGAGGCGGUAAACUUUAAACACAAAAAGCUUGUCCAAACAAGAAAAACAAAACUGUCAACAGUAAUCAAAACAACAAUCAAUAUUCUGACUAUUGAACAAACACUUUACAAACGGAAACAGAAAGGCUGAAGAAAGAUUUUGGAUUGACCAAUGUCACAGUUUAACUUUGAGAAUGAAUUGAAUAGUGUCCUCAGAAUGGAUGCUCCAAUGUCAAAAGGACCAUCAAUUCGAUGGCAACGGAAAGAGGAAUGCAAUGCUUCAGUCAACAGCUCCCUGAACAUCAGCACUGCUUCCAAAACACCGAUGAAAAAUGUCAACAGAUCUGUAAAUAAUCCUAAAACACCAUCAACUGGGUCUGGAUCAAAAACACCUAAAUCUCAAGGGAAAUCCAAGACUCCAGCUAAAGCACCAAAGACUCCAAGUGGUGGAGAUAGAUUUAUUCCUAACAGGAAUGCUACACAGUUUGACCUUGGUCAUUUCAAGAUAAUGAAUGAUGGGAAAGGAGAGAAUCCAGAAUUAUUAAGUCCAUCACAGAAAGAGUUCCAGAAAGUUAUGAGUGAAAAUUUAAAUGGGGCUGACAUAAUGAGUAACAAGAUCAUUUCCUACAAAAACAAAGCUCCAAGUGCUCCAGAAGGUUACCAGAACAACUUACGAGUGUUGUACAGCUCUUGUAAAUCACCUGUGAGUACAGCCAAGAAGACAACACGAAAUAUACCACAGUUUCCAGAAAGGAUUCUAGAUGCUCCUGAUAUAGUUGAUGACUACUACUUGAACUUAUUAGAUUGGUCAGUAACAAACCAAUUAGCAGUGUGUCUUGGUGGCAGUGUGUAUCUAUGGAAUGCUGAAUCAGGAGAUAUAAAUCAAUUAAUGCAGGUGGAAAGUCAAGAAGAUUAUAUUGGUGCAGUGUCAUGGGUCAAGGAGGGAAACUAUUUGGCAUUAGGAACUAGUAGUGGUGAAGUACAGCUCUGGGAUGUUACAGCAGGAAAAAGACUUAGAAAUAUGCCAGGCCAUGCAUCUAGAGUUGGUUCUCUUGCAUGGAACUCAUAUAUACUCAGCAGUGGAUCUAGAAGUGGUAGCAUUCAUCAUCAUGAUGUAAGAGUAGCCAAUCACCAUAUAGGUACCCUCAAUGGUCAUACACAGGAAGUGUGUGGUCUGCAGUGGUCACCUGAUGGUAGACAUUUAGCCAGCGGUGGAAAUGAUAACGUACUCAACAUCUGGCCAGCACAUAUUGGAAGUCUUGUGUCAGAGACUUCACCAAUAUAUACAUUUACACAGCAUCAAGCUGCAGUCAAAGCUUUAGCAUGGUGUCCAUGGCAACCAAAUCUUCUAGCCAGUGGAGGAGGCACAGCUGACAGACAUAUACGUUUCUGGAACUGUAGUACUGGUACAUGUGCCCAAAGUGUAGACACUAAAUCACAGGUCUGUGCUCUGUUGUGGUCGAAAGAUUAUAAAGAAUUGAUUUCUAGUCAUGGGUUUGCUUUAAAUCAGCUGACAAUAUGGAAGUAUCCUUCACUAACUAAAGUAUCAGAAUUAACAGGUCACACAGCUAGAGUAUUACACAUGGCAAUGUCACCAGACGGGUCAACAGUUGUGUCAGCAGGUGCUGAUGAAACUUUAAGGUUGUGGAAAUGUUUUGCAGUUGAUGACGAUAAGAAGAAAAAACAACAACAGAAAUCUUCAUCAAAAGACAGUAGUAGAGUUUUAUCAAUGACAUCAAAGAUUAGAUAAUACAGAUUUAUUUUAAAAAAAAACACCAUUUAAUAUCCAGCAGUAAAAUGUGCAAAACAUAGACAUAUGUGACAUCAAAUUAAAGUUCUUGCCUCAGGGAAUCAUUAAUAAUCAAAGUAGAUGUUUUGAUUGGCAUGUUAUAUACUUUGUUUAGAGGUUAACUGUAUGCUAGUCAUAUGUUUGCUUUGUAGAUUUGAAAAGGCUCUCAGUUCAGAUCAUUAAUCAUGAUUCAUAAUUAAAUCAUCUUGUAAACUCGCAAUUGAAUCUCUUGUAACUAGAGCUGAUCAUAUUUUGAUGGCAUCAGAUGUUAAAUACUGUUUUUAAACAUUUAUACGGUAAAGACCUAAAUUAUGAAUUAAAAAAAAUCGAACAUUGUGAAAAUAAGUAACAAUUUAAAGGAUCAUGAAAAGGCAGUUGCUAAAAUUAUAAAAAUUUAAAAAAAAAUGUCAAGUUUUUUUUAUAGCAGUUUAUUAUAUUUAAAGGACCUAUUUCCUUUACAAAUACAUUAUAGAAAACAGUUUAAACAGUGGUAAUUGUUUUUAUUCAUUCUGCACCUGUUCAAUGAGUUAUUUUUCAGUUCCAUAUUACUUUCUACAUGUUCUAAAUGCAUUUUAUUAGUGCUGUUAUAAGAAUAUCUUUUAUGUGUAUUUUUAAGAAUAUCUUUUAUGUGUAUUUUUUAAGAAUAAUACAUUAUUAUUUAUUAUAUACUAUAUUUUUAUAUCUAUCUCUCUCUUGUGUUUAUUUUAUAUUUUCUCUUCAAACAUCUUAAUUCUAUUAAAAUUCAGUUUUAUUUUUAAAGAUGAUCUCAGAUUAACUCUGAAAUUUCAGUUUAUUUUUAUGCCAUCACAACAAAGAUGUUUUAAAAAUUCUGUUCUGACAACUACCUGUUAGUUUAAUAUAGAAGUAUAAAUUUGUUUUGAUGUCUGAAUGUUUGUUGUGUUAUUGUGGACAUUAAAUCACAGUUUGUUUUGUUACACGAGUGAUGAAUGGGUUUGAAGGCAUUGAAUUGAAGUGGAAUCUUUUACACUGAGAAAUUUGACUGGAUUUGUUGAAUGAAAAUGUAUGAAAAGAAAUCAUGGUAUGCUUGUUAAUUUUGUUGUUUUUUGUAAAAAAAAAUAUGUAUUCUUUCUUUCUUUUAAGUAAACCAUAAACCUAUGUACCUUAGCUUAAUAAAGGCACAUAAUACAGAAGCAGGGAUAUAUGAUAAUGCAUCCAAAUUUAACACUUAUUGAUUGUAUGAUUGCUCAAAACUUAUAUUGCAUCCAACCUUCAAUUUGGAAAUAGAGUGAAAAAAUCAGAAAAUAUGAAAUUAUCUAAAAAAAUCAAAAUGUAGAAUUUUAAAAGUACUGAAAGUAUUUUUUUCUUUUUAUAUUUUGGAGUUUGUGUAUCAGUGUUGACUUUGUGUAAUAUUUUAAGAAAAAAAGCAAAUUUAUGAUUUCUUCUGUAUUGUAUGCCCUUGUCAUGGUCGAUUAAAUGUGCAAGAGUUACUGAUAUAUGAAGUGAGUGGUUGACAAAGUGUAUUGCAUGUGUAUUUGCUUUUUUGUAUGAACGGUAAUAGGCAAGAAUGUGGAAUGAAUCUUAACGCUUACAUAAAGUAGUAUGAAUUUUUAGUUGCAAUAUUUUGUUAUGAUGUAAAACUUGUUAUGAAAUAAAUGAAAAUUUAUAAUA